AUGUGGAGCAAACAUCGACUAUUACUAGUGGUAGUUGGUAUUCUCUUCCACUUCUUUUACCUAUGGUCGAUAUUUGAUAUCUAUUUCGUGUCACCUCUGGUACAUGGCAUGAAGCCGUUCCGCAGCACCGAAGAACCCCCCGCCAAGCGUUUGUUUCUGAUUGUGGGAGAUGGAUUGAGGGCCGAUACCACGUUCGACGAAAUAACACACCCCAUAUCGGGGGAAACUGCGCACUUGGCGCCUUACAUCAGGUCAUUGGUGGAACGGAAUGCCACUUACGGAGUCUCGCAUACCAGAAUGCCGACUGAGUCGCGGCCUGGUCAUGUAGCCAUGAUUGCCGGCUUUUACGAGGACGUCAGUGCGGUGACCAAAGGCUGGAAAGAGAACCCUGUGGACUUUGACAGUUUUUUUAACCAGUCAAGGCACACGUACUCUUUUGGAUCUCCAGAUAUUUUGCCAAUGUUCAAGGAUGGUGCCUCGGAUCCGAAUAGGGUGGAUGCUUGGAUGUACGGGCAUGAGUACGAAGACUUUACACAAUCGUCCAUCGAACUAGAUGCGUUCGUCUUUGACAAGCUGGACGAUCUUUUUUAUAAUGCUAGUGUAAAUUCACAUUUGCGCAAAGACAUAAUGGAAUCUGGCAAUGUUUUUUUCCUUCAUCUUUUAGGUUGUGAUACAGCUGGCCAUUCUUACCGUCCAUACUCCGCAGAAUAUUACGACAACGUGAAGUACAUUGAUCAGCAACUGCAGAAGCUUGUCCCACGAGUUCAUGAAUUUUUCGGUGAUGAGGAAACUGCUUUCAUUUUUACUGCGGAUCACGGAAUGAGUGCUUUUGGAUCUCACGGAGACGGACAUCCAAACAACACGAGAACUCCGCUAGUUGCUUGGGGACCAGGCAUUAACAAGCCUGUCACGAUGGAAAUACCUGUUUUUGAUAACUAUACUGAAGGCUGGAAUUUGUCGCAUAUCCGGAGAAAUGACGUAAAGCAAGCCGAUAUAACAUCGUUAAUGUCAUAUCUCAUUGGUGCUAACUAUCCCGUUAACUCGGUGGGCGAAUUACCUUUGGCAUACAUCGAUGGAUCUGAAGAGAAAAAAUUGAGGGCACUUUACGCCAACGCCAAGAGUAUUUUGGAACAGUACCUAGUAAAAGAACAGGAAGUCAUUGAGUCCCAAUUCACAUUCAAACAAUAUCCUCCUUUUGCUAUUAAGCCACCUUCGCAGUACAAGAAAGAAAUCGAGGAGCUGAUUCAUAAAGUGUCAAUGGGAGAACUAGUUUGGGAACAUGCAGCCAUAGAUUUAACUGAGGAACUGUUAACCAAGACGCUAGAGGGUCUCUACUACUUGACCACCUACAACAGACAGUUUACCAGGUCUAUUGUGACUCUUGGAUUCGUGGGGUGGAUCACUUACUCGUUCAUUCUUUUCUUGAGGUUGUUCAUAUUGAACAAAGAGUACAAAUUAAAAGGGUCCGCUCUCAACUACGCCGCCUUUGGUACUCUUUCAAUAGCAUUGAAUUAUGUUCUCUACUAUCAAGGCUCUCCAUUCAAUUUCUACAUGUAUUUGCUAUUCCCACUAUAUUUCUGGAAUCAAAUAAUCAAGAAUAGAGUUAUUUUGAUUGAAGGGAUUGAUGAGUUCUUUAAAGGCAUUACCACGAGCAAAAAAAUUGGCGUUGUUUUGGCAGUACUCGCUGUUUAUGAAAGUAUCGUUUACGGGUUUUUCCACCGCUGGAUCUUCACUGCGAACUUUAUCGCUUUAGGGUUUUAUCCGCUCGCUUGCAAUGUUACAAGUGUACGUCAAAAUCUGCUUUGGAUGCUCACCAGCAUGUGUAUCUCUGUUUUCACAUUGUUUGAUGCUGUCAAAACAGAGAGCUUGAGCCAGAUCAAUGUGGCGGGCCUGCUGAUUAUUGUCAGCGGCCUCUGGGGGAUUUAUUCUGUGCGCACCAGUAUUCAGCGCCAUACUUUGAACCUUUUAUUGCUUCAAGUGACGCUUAUCAUUGCUAUGUUGGCGAUUACAAACAAGUCUGUGAUAUCUUUACAGAAUAGAGAGGGUUUGCCAAGAGAUUCGCAAAUCGCAGGUUGGCUCGUAUUUGUGAUAUCCUUAGUUGGAAUGCCAAUAUGCCAUUAUUUGAAGCCAAACAACGAUUACAAGGUCAGAAUGCUGGUGAUAUAUCUCACUUUUGCACCUUCUUUUAUCAUUCUGACCAUCUCAUUCGAAUCCUUCUUUUAUUUUCUCUUCACUGCGUAUAUCGUCCAAUGGAUCGAAGUCGAAUCCACAAUCAAGUCGCAUAAUGAUAUUACUGCAGGGCCCCGGAACUGGCUGCAGCUGCUGCGGGUCUCUGUGAUAGGGUUUUUCCUAUCCCAGGUAGCAUUUUUCGGGACCGGUAACGUUUCUUCAAUUUCUUCAUUUUCACUGGAUUCUGUUUACAGGCUGAUGCCAGUUUUUGAUCCAUUUCCUAUGGGUGCAUUGUUGAUGAUAAAGUUGAUCUUGCCAUUCAUCACACUGUCGACGGGCCUUGGAAUACUAAAUUUAAAGCUGCAGAUAAGAGACUAUAGCGUUUCCUCCCUGAUUAUCUGUACCAGUGAUAUUCUUUCCCUACAAUUCUUCUAUCUACUGAAAACCGAAGGUAGUUGGUUGGACAUUGGCGUUACGAUUUCGAAUUACUGUUUAGCCAUUCUGUCGUCGCUCACCAUGCUUCUAUUAGAGUUUAUCAGUCAUGUGCUGCUCCGUAACGUUGCCCUUCACGAAGCUGAUAAGCUCAAGAAAAUGCAGUGA
Messenger RNA from Lachancea dasiensis, 2769 nucleotides. Lineage: Eukaryota; Fungi; Ascomycota; Saccharomycetes; Saccharomycetales; Saccharomycetaceae. The record is from the annotation of a GenBank genome assembly.